AGAGAGAGAGAGAGAGAGAAAGCAAAAGAGAUAAAAAGAGAACACACAUAGAAAAAUGAGAAAAAGGAGGCUACUCAGUGGGUGGCAAGUGUGAUGCUCUUUUAAUCCCACACACACACCUCUUCUUUUCUUACCAAUCACUCUUCUUCUUCUUCUUCUUCUUCUUCCUCUCUCUCUCUCUCUCUCUCUCUCUCUCUCUCUCUCUCUCUACACUACAACCUUUCUAUAGCCAUUAUUCAUUCUUUCUACUCAAUCACUUCCUUUCACAAAUUGAUUCCUUUGUUUUUUUGGGGAUAUUCCUGAUCAAAUCUCCACCCAGGUUCUUCUCAUCUUAUUGAGAUACACCCAGCCCAAAAAGCUCCAGUUUUUCCCUUUUUUGGGGGGUGAUUUUGUUAUUGUUGGUCAAAUAUGUCUGAGUUUAAACCAGAGGAGAUCACUCAUCCACCCAUGGAUCAGCUCCAAGGCCUGGAGUAUUGUAUUGACUCCAAUCCCUCCUGGGGAGAAGCUAUUGCCCUGGGGUUUCAACACUACAUAUUGUCUCUUGGUACUGCUGUGAUGAUCCCCACUUUGCUUGUUCCCUUAAUGGGUGGAAGUGAUGGUGAUAAGGUGAGGGUGUUUCAAACACUGCUGUUUGUGAGUGGAAUAAACACAUUGCUGCAAACUCUAUUCGGAACUCGACUUCCGACCGUCAUCGGCGCCUCCUUCACUUUCGUAGUUCCGAUCGUCUCUAUAAUCCACGACUCCUCGCUAGCCCGAAUUCCCGAUGACCAUGAAAGGUUUCUUCAAACUAUGAGGGCCAUACAGGGGGCCCUAAUUGUAUCUUCUAGCAUUCAGAUUAUACUUGGUUAUAGCCAAUUGUGGGGAAUUUGCUCCAGAUUCUUCAGCCCGCUCGGGAUGGUUCCGGUGGUGGCGUUGGUGGGGUUCGGCCUUUUCGAGAGAGGUUUUCCUGUGGUUGGGAGAUGCGUGGAGAUCGGUCUUCCUAUGCUCAUCCUAUUCGUUGCACUCUCUCAGUAUCUGAAGCAUAUACAUGCUAGGCAUUUGCCCAUUUUGGAGAGGUUUUCUCUUAUAAUCUCCAUCACCGUUAUCUGGGCUUACGCUCACAUCCUCACCGCGAGCGGUGCGUACAAGCACAGCUCCGUGCAUACGCAGAUCAACUGCCGCACGGACAGCGCCCACCUAAUCUCCUCUGCCCCCUGGAUAAAGAUUCCGUACCCGCUGCAGUGGGGUGCUCCGACCUUCGAUGCGGGCCACUCUUUCGGGAUGAUGGCCGCCGUCUUCGUAUCCUUAAUAGAGUCGACGGGCGCCUACAAAGCUGCGGCCCGGCUCUCAAGUGCUACGCCGCCUCCAGCUCAUGUCCUUAGCAGAGGCAUCGGAUGGCAAGGGAUCGGGAUCCUGUUGGAUGGGCUCUUCGGAACCGGGACUGGGUCUACUGUCUCUGUGGAGAAUGUUGGGCUUCUGGGAUCGACGAAAGUCGGUAGCCGUCGCGUCGUACAGAUUUCAGCUGGUUUCAUGAUCUUCUUCUCCAUAUUAGGGAAAUUCGGAGCAUUAUUUGCGUCUAUACCAUUCACGAUCUUCGCGGCCGUUUAUUGCGUUCUAUUUGGUAUUGUUGCGGCGGUAGGGCUAUCCUUCUUACAAUUCACUAACAUGAACUCGAUGCGCAACCUCUUCAUUACCGGCGUCUCGCUCUUCCUCGGCUUGUCGAUUCCGGAGUACUUCUUUCGGUACACAAUGAGUGCUCAGCAUGGCCCUGCUCAUACAAGAGCUGGAUGGUUCAAUGACUACAUCAACACAAUCUUCUCGUCCCCGCCGACCGUCGCGUUGAUCACCGCCGUCUUUCUCGACAACACCCUCGACGUCAAGGACGCGGCGAGAGACCGAGGGAUGCCGUGGUGGGUCCGGUUCCGGACUUUCAAGGGCGAUAGCCGGAACGAGGAGUUCUACACUCUACCCUUCAACCUCAACCGAUUUUUCCCUCCAUCUUGAAUUCAAAUUUAUAUUAGUCUAAAAUUUCAAAUUUGUUUGAGAAUUGGGGGAGGAUUAAUGGGAAGAGACUCAGAAUGUUGAGUAGGGCAAAGUUGUAGUAGUAGUAGUAGUUAGAACUCAGUACUAGUAGUAGUAGGAGUAGUACAUACAAUUAGUUCCAGCAAAAUUUGUAGGUGGGUUGCUUGGAUCUCUACUUGUAUGUAUAUUUUUUAUUAUUAUUGUUGUUGUUUUUUUUUUUGUUACUCAAUAAAUUAAACUAAUAUUUGUUA
Messenger RNA from Ananas comosus (pineapple), 2252 nucleotides. RefSeq names its product nucleobase-ascorbate transporter 2-like. The record is from RefSeq and is a predicted model, not a curated record. The coding region runs from base 409 to 1983 and encodes 524 amino acids. Gene Ontology annotation, cellular component: membrane. Gene Ontology annotation, biological process: transmembrane transport. The transcript is spliced from 14 exons. NCBI's taxonomy places the organism in Eukaryota, Viridiplantae, Streptophyta, Magnoliopsida, Poales, Bromeliaceae. Gene Ontology annotation, molecular function: transmembrane transporter activity.